AUGACUUCAACUCAAGUGGAAAGUGUCGUUGACACAGAGGAGCAGCUUCUCGCUGACCUGGAAGCGAGCAAGACCCUCCCUUUGUGGAAGCAGAUGGCUCGUCUGAACCCUCCAGCGCCAAACCCAACAACCAUUCCAAAUGUCUGGAAGUACAGCGCCAUCAGACCUAACUUGGAGCGCGCUGGAAAGCUCGUCCCAGCUGACCAGGCUGAGCGCCGGGUGCUGAUGCUCACCAACCCAGCUCGGGAUGCCCCCUUCACCACCGAUACCCUCUACGCUGGUUUGCAGCUAGUGAUGCCCAACGAGACCGCGCGCGCUCACCGACACACGGCUUUUGCCAUGCGCUUCAUCAUUGAAGGCCAGGGCGGCUUCACUGCUGUCCAUGGCCGACGCAUCACAAUGCAGCGCGGAGAUGUUAUUCUCACACCAACCUGGAACUACCAUGAUCACGGCAAAGACGGCUCUGGACCUAUGGUGUGGCUGGAUGGGCUGGACCUGCCUAACUUCAGACACUUCCCUGUGCACUUUGUGGAACACUUCGAUAAGCCCCGUUAUCCUGCGGAGAAUGUUGAUAGUACCACUUCGCCGUUGGUUUUCCCGUGGGUCACCAUGAAGGCGCAGUUGGAUGGAGUUGCUGGGGAUUGGGUUACGAAGAGAUAUUUGAAGGAGGAUGGACGUGAAGUGAGUCGCGUCCUUGGGGGAUGUGCUGAGCGAAUUUCGGCAUCUAAGGCUUCGCCUUCCCGACGGGAGACUACGUCCGCUGUUUACCAUGUCAUCACUGGAAAAGGACGCUCGAUUAUUGGCGAUAAGGAAUAUACCUGGGAGCAGGGUGAUACUUUCUGUGUUCCGGCGUGGUACAGAUACCAGCACUUUGCGGAUGUUGAAGAACCGGUCUAUCUGUAUCGGUUUGAUGAUAAGCCCAUGAUUGAUGCAUUGGGAUUCUAUCGCUCGGAGGAUAUGGAUGUUGAGUCCCUUGUGGACGAGUGA
This is a messenger RNA of Penicillium concentricum, 987 nucleotides long. RefSeq names its product cupin domain-containing protein. Gene Ontology annotation, molecular function: dioxygenase activity. The record is from RefSeq and is a predicted model, not a curated record. The transcript has 3 exons. Bases 1 to 987 code for a protein of 328 amino acids. Lineage: Eukaryota; Fungi; Ascomycota; Eurotiomycetes; Eurotiales; Aspergillaceae.